GCAGUUCAACAUAUUUCAGCAAACCUUUUAUUGAAAACUAACAAUACCCAUGUCUGAAAUGGAAACAACCAGGUCAGAGAGAAGAAAUGUGAGCAGUGUGGAUUGAAAUGAGUUCUAGCAGAAUUGUUUCAUGGUGAUAUCCCUUCACUGUCACCCAGCACGUAAUUCUCAGGUUACCAGCUCUGUAAGGGCCUUGACAGAUCGAGAAAACAUAGGGUGGUUGACUACAGCUGGCGCUCCGGAGGACACCACCAGGCUGCCAAAGAGGAACAAACUUUUUCCACGAUGAAGACCAGCUUGGUCUGCUGUCUCUCCUUGGUAUUUACAACAGGAAUUCUUCAUGUUGCUGAUGCAGCACAAGGAAAAUACGCUCAAAUGCUCUUUAAUGAACUUUUUGAAAGCUAUUCAAAUGCUCUCAGACCAGUGGAGGAUACAGACACGGUCCUGAAUGUCACCCUUCAGAUCACUCUUUCCCAAAUAAAAGACAUGGAUGAGAGAAACCAAAUUCUGACUGCCUACCUAUGGAUUCGACAAACAUGGUAUGAUGCCUAUUUGAAGUGGGACAAAGAUGACUAUGAUGGGCUGGAUUCUAUCCGGAUUCCUAGCAAUCUUGUAUGGAGGCCAGAUAUUGUCCUUUAUAACAAGGCUGAUGAUGACUUUUCUGAACCAGUGAACACCAAUAUUGUAUUGAGGUAUGAUGGAAAGAUUACUUGGGAUGCACCAGCUAUAACAAAAAGUUCAUGUGUGGUGGACGUAUCUUACUUUCCCUUCGAUAGCCAGCAGUGCAAUCUAACCUUUGGUUCUUGGACCUACAAUGGUAAUCAGGUAGAUAUAUUCAAUUCUUUAGACAGCGGCGACCUUUCAGACUUUAUAGAAGAUGUGGAGUGGGAGAUUCAUGGCAUGCCAGCUGUUAAGAACGUGAUAACCUAUGGCUGCUGCUCAGAGCCUUAUCCAGAUGUUACAUACACCCUUAUUUUGAAAAGGAAGUCAUCCUUCUAUAUAUUUAACCUGCUGCUUCCUUGUCUAUUGAUAUCUUUUCUGGCUCCACUGGGAUUCUACCUUCCGGCAGACUCUGGAGAAAAAGUGUCUCUAGGAGUUACUGUUCUGCUUGCUUUGACCGUGUUUCAGCUAAUGGUUGCAGAGAGCAUGCCCCCUUCUGAAAAUGUGCCCUUGAUCGGUAAAUAUUACAUCGCUACUAUGACAAUGAUCACAGCAUCCACAGCACUGACAAUCAUUAUAAUGAAUAUCCAUUACUGUGGAUCGGGAGCCAAACCUGUUCCACAGUGGGCAAGGGUGGUCAUUUUGGACUACAUGUCAAAGAUUUUCUUUGUUUAUGAUGUUGGUGAAAAUUGCACAAGUUCACAAGGUUUGAAAGAGCAAGACCCAAAGUUGGAAAAAAUGAAUAUUUGUCCAAAAGAGCAAGAAAAAUAUGAAGGGGCAAGGAGACAACUUGCUAAGAUCAGAAAUAAUGACACUGACCUCCAAAAGAAACUGCCAGAUGAUAUUUGUGAUGGCUAUGGAGUCCAGAGGGAAAAUACCAGGGAUAUUGUUAGCUGCUGUUCCUGUUACAGAACACUGAUCAAGAAUAUUGAAUAUAUUGCUAAUUGUGUGAGGCGCCACAAAGCCAACCACGCAAAAGGAGUGGAGUGGAAAAAAGUAGCAAAAGUGAUGGACAGAUUCUUUAUGUGGAUUUUUUUUAUUAUGGUCUUUUUCAUGAGUGUUUUGAUUAUUGGCAAAGCACUUUAAUAAGAAAUAUAGCCAGGGCUAUAACUAGACAACAUAGCCCUCAGGUCCUCCCAUAGUGUUAUAUUUAAAAACCUUAGGUCAUGAUGAAAGUGGGUGACAUGUCCCCCCCUCAAAAAAACCUUCAUUCUAAUCCAUUCCUUCCCAGUGGGCAAAUUAUGUGCAUUUAGGAUUAAAGUCUGCAAGCUGAAACACCCUGGACUUGGAAAUAAACUGCAUUGGACUCCCAAGUAAAUCAGUAUAGACCUGAGAUGCAUGUUUAGUUUUGCCAACUGUGAUGGACAUGUCCUAAGGGGAAGAAAGAGGCUACAGAAAUCCAGUGUCUCCAAGAAAACUCAGCGGGAUAGAGAAGAGAAUGCUAGAGCUGGACUGGGGAUACUGAUAUUCAUAUCUUCACUGAGCUCAUUAGGUAGCUUUCUGCCAGCCACUCUCUGCCACUCUCUCUCAGGGUUGGUGUCAGGAUAAAAUAGUAUGACAUUGACCCCAAGUUCCUUGGAGAGAGCAGAUCUAAAGAAUAAGUAAGAGGAGAAAUGUACAUUUAAAAAGGAGCCAUUAAUCUCUGGGAAGUACUCUCACCAUGUUGUUGCAACAUGUACAAUUUUCUCAUGAGGAUCCAGCUCGGAGGGGAACACCACUUUGGAGAAGAAACCAAGCAGAACAGUGAUUAGCUGAGUGUCUUUGAUAUCACAAAGUGCCCUUCUCCCCACUCUAAGGAGUAGGCUGUUUUCUGCUUGUAAACAAAGAAAUGGGUCGUUUUAAAAAACAGCUGCUGUGUGAUUGUUUAAUAUAUAAUCAUACACACAAAGCAUAAAAGAGAGGCAACCCACACGAAGCAUAGAAGAAGAGUCCACACUGGAGAGAGUAUCAGUGUUCAUUGCAACUUCAGGUAAACCUGUAAUUUGAAGAGAGAAAGGAGUGGGAAGAGAUAAAAACUGUUGGUUCCUGUUUUUAUGUCUUUUGGUAUGCACCCUCGAUUAUCUUCUCUGAAUGGAUCCAGUAGAUCAAAGACUACAACUAUUGCUCAGCUGAGAAUUGUGUGUACAACUUUGAUAUGUGGAAGAAAAACAUGAUUGAUUUGACAAACCCCAUCAGCUAAUAUAAAGGUUGGUCUCAUCCGCAACAUACAUUUAAAGCACAUGGUAUCCCCUAAGAAUCCUGGGAACUGUAGUUUGUUAAGGGUACUGAAAACUUUAGCUCUGUGAGGGGUAAACUACACUUCCAAGGAUUCUUGUGGGAGGGAUGUGCUUUAAAUGCAUGGUGAAGGUGUGAGCCGUGUGAAUAUUGGCACUGAAAUAAGCCAGUAUGGAUGACAAAGAUAACUGGAGUUCUCCACAGCCCAGUACUGGCUUUACAGAUCAUGCCCCGCCCUCAUUCUGCCAUAUGUAUGCUGUGCUCAAAAACCCUGCAUUUCCCAUGUUCUGCUCUUUACCUCUUUGACAUCCCAUAGCCCAAACAUGAUAGCUAUGAAUGAUGCUUAGAUUGAUCAUGGCUCUUGGAUGAGAUGAGCUCUCCUUGAUGUUCAUCUGUAUAGUAAAAGUUUCUAAUGUAAAUACAAGCAAAAUAAACAAUGCCUUAUAAACC
This is a messenger RNA of Rhineura floridana, 3324 nucleotides long. It is a transcript of the gene CHRNA9, whose product is annotated as cholinergic receptor nicotinic alpha 9 subunit. Gene Ontology annotation, molecular function: acetylcholine-gated monoatomic cation-selective channel activity; transmembrane signaling receptor activity. Bases 286 to 1746 code for a protein of 486 amino acids. Gene Ontology annotation, cellular component: synapse; neuron projection; postsynaptic membrane. The record is from RefSeq and is a predicted model, not a curated record. Gene Ontology annotation, biological process: signal transduction; monoatomic ion transmembrane transport; chemical synaptic transmission. Lineage: Eukaryota; Metazoa; Chordata; Lepidosauria; Squamata; Rhineuridae. The transcript has 7 exons.